GAGAAGGAGGAGGAGGGCGGCGGCGACGGCAGCAGCAGCGGCCCAGAGAAGGAACUACUGUAAGAGUUAAGCAAGUCCUGCCCAGCUGUUUGCGAACUUUUAAGAUUUCCUGUUUCCCCUGCAGGCAGGGCUGAAGCGAAGGGGAGUGAGUCACACGCACUCCCAGGACUCGCAGUCGAGCUGCAGCUGCUCUGGCUGCCUCCGCCGGGGCCUCUCCCUCUGUCCCCACACCACAGUCACUUUGCCGCCCCCUCCCUUGAAUCCUGCCCGCCUCCCUUCGCCACCGCAGAGGAGCUUUGGCUCCCCUCCAUGAGCUGCUGUCGCCUCUGAGCUGCAGCGACCGGAUUUACAAUGAGCUCGAUCCCCAAGCACGUUUUGGUGUGGACGCUCCUGAACAGCAUCGCUCACCCGCUGGUUCGGGGUACAGCUGAAGGUCAUGCUGCAGAACUGAUCAGUGGAGGAAUAAAGUUGCCAGCACUUUGCAAGUUUUGUGAUGUUAAAUCAACAAGCUGCACAUAUGAAGGCUUUUGCAUGAGUGGCUGCAACAUCACUUCGAUCUGUGAGAAUGUGAAUGAAGUAUGUGCAGCAGUGUGGAGAAAGAAUGAUGAAAACAUAACCUUGGAAACCAUAUGUCAUGAUCCCAAACAAGAGCUCCAUGGGCACAAACUGGAGGACUACAAUUCAGAUAAAUGUAUGAUGAAAGAAAUGAAGGAAGAAGGUGGAAUGCUGUUUAUGUGUUCCUGCAAUGCAGAGGAAUGCAAUGAUAAAGUUAUUUUUUCAGAAAAUAAGUCCUCAAGCUUAAGUCCUCAAGAUGUUAUAUGUAAAGUUGCAGUAAUCAGUCUUGUCCCGUUGCUUGUGAUUGCCGUUGCCGUGAUCCUUAUCUUUUACUGUUACCGUAUUCAGAGGAGGAGGCAGCUCAACAAGGCAUGGGAGAAGAAUGUGAAGUCCAAGAAACAUAAAGACUGUAGUGAUGGCUGUGCUAUUAUGAUGGACGAUGACCGCUCGGAUAUCAGUUCCACUUGUGCCAACAAUAUUAACCAUAAUACUGAACUGCUGCCCAUUGAGCUGGACAUUCUUGUGGGGAAAGGGCGAUUUGCUGAAGUCUAUAAGGCUAAACUGAAGCAAAACACAUCGGAACAGUUUGAAACCGUGGCUGUCAAAAUCUUCUCCUAUGAAGAAUAUGCUUCCUGGAAGACAGAGAAAGACAUUUUCUCUGACAUAAACCUGAAACAUGAGAAUAUCCUACAGUUCCUGACAGCAGAGGAGCGCAAGACUGAUCUUGGGAAACAGUACUGGCUGAUCACAGCCUUCCACUCCAGGGGCAACUUGCAGGAAUACCUCAUAAAACACAUCAUUAGCUGGGAGGACCUCUGGAAACUGGGUGGAUCUUUGGCCCGAGGGAUUGCCCACCUUCACAGUGACCACACACCUUGUGGCCGACCCAAAACACCUAUUGUCCACAGAGACCUAAAGAGCUCCAAUAUCCUGGUGAAAAAUGACUUAACCUGCUGCCUCUGUGACUUUGGGCUGUCGCUGAGGCUGGAUCCUACUCUCUCUGUAGACGACUUGGCUAAUAGUGGGCAGGUUGGCACAGCAAGGUACAUGGCUCCUGAAGUCCUGGAAUCCAGAAUGAACUUGGAUAACGUUGAAUCCUUCAAGCAGACUGAUGUGUAUUCCAUGGCUUUGGUUCUGUGGGAAAUGACCUCUCGCUGCAACGGUGUUGGAGAGGUGAAAGACUACGAGCCACCAUUUGGCUCCAAAGUACGGGAACACCCAUGUGUGGAAAGCAUGAAGGACAAUGUUUUGCGGGACAGAGGGCGACCGGAGAUCCCAAACUCCUGGCUGAACCAUCAGGGCAUCCAGAAGGUGUGUGAGACUCUUGUUGAGUGUUGGGACCAUGACCCUGAGGCCCGGCUUACUGCGCAGUGCGUAGCUGAGCGAUUCAAUGAUCUCGAAUACCAGGACAGACUGUCGGGGAGAAGCAGUUCGGAGGAGAAGAUUCCUGAGGAUGGCUCUGUGAACAGUGCCAAGUAAAGACCAGCAAGGCGAAAAUUGCAUGACAGAGAAAUAGCUGCUUUUGGGUUUGUGCACAAGUUUGGAACAAGAAGAGGUCCUGAGUUUUGGAUGUACUUCCUGCGGCACUGAGGAUCCCACCUCUUCCUCUACGUUGCAGCUCCUGAGCAAGAUAUUACUUCUGUAAGGUAGCCAUGAUGGGGCAAUGUGUCAUGUCAUUGGAGUGACUGCCUUGACCAUGUCAUAGGAUAAGCUAUGUUGGUGCUUCCUCGGAAAAUGAGAUUGUACAAAAUGCCAAUAAUGUUUGCACUUUAUCAAUGCCUGUAACUAUGGAAGAAAAUUUUUGUGUGUGUUAAUACAUGUGCACGUACACACACACACACCCUGCAAAGAUCUGCAAAGAUUCUUCCAGGAAACUCAUAAUAGGAAAACCCUAAAAGGGAUUGUUAACAUGUCAGCUGUGAUAUCAGCAGCAAGUGCCUUAUCUGCCCCCACCCCACCCCAAACCAACCGUGCAUCGCUGCACUACCUUUUUAAAUCAAAGGACAAGAAAAAACCCCUGUCCACUGACCAGGGCUGGCCAUGCUAGAGCCCAUUUUAACACAUUGUUGUAACUAUGUAAUGGUGGUUCAGCUGGUUCCUGAAUGUGUUUUUUUAAAAAAAUAAUAUGUAGGUUCAGUGGACCAUUGCUGCUCUGAUUUCCAUGCAGACUUCACAGAACCCUUUUUGUCUUGUCAUGCCUAUAGAAAGGAAAGGCUAACGUAUCCCCUCCCUUUCUCUGAACUUGCACUUCAUGUCAGCAGCCUGCUUACUGUGAGAGAAGAAUGGGUUUCCCAGCCCCCCACUCUAUGAAAUCAGGCAGGGACUCUUAUAGCUGAAACAGAUGUUUUGCAUUUGCUGUGCCUUUGGAUGUGAAGUCGGGCUCCCUCCCUCCUUUCUGGGAUCAGUAACAUCAUGUCUAGCUUCUUGAGCCCUUAAGUGCGCAUUUGAUUUCAUGCCCAGUGCAAAAGGAGGGCUAGCACAAGAAUCCCUUCCAAAGUGUCUGGAUUUCUGUGAUGCUGUGGAAAAGCUUUGCCACACACUACUAGCAAGCAUCAGCAUCAUGAUCAGUCCUCCUCCGUGUGUGCUGUAGCCUAUCUGCAGCCCGUUCGGAACUGCUGGCAAUAAGAGUACAUUCCUCCACGGGUCCCCCCAGGCAUGGCUUACAUUCUUUUAGUCUUCCAAAAUAUUUAGAUUUGGAGCUGGCUCUUGAGGAAUUUUAAAUGAUGGCAUUUCAGCAGUCGGACUUCAUUUGCUCGAUCAUCCUAUCCCCCUCUGCACUGUGGAGUUUGUGUCGGGUCCGAGGACCAGGAAGUCUGACUUCAGAUGCCAUCUACGCCUCAUUUUCAAACCAGAGACCAGGAAUUUUACUCUGGUACAUUGUAAGUUGCUCCAUACCAGAAACAAUCCUGCAGAGUGAAAAGAUGUAUAUAAAGUGCAAUCCUAAAUUGUUUUAUCAUUCAGGACACUGUUGUUUUUCUAGGAAUUGUUGCUUUGUGUAUCCAAUAGGAGCAGGGGGAGCAUAUUUCACAUAGGAGUUAAAGUUUUAUGGUGAAAAUAUUUAUUUUUAAAAAAAAGCUUUUUGCAUCUGCUUUUAUAUUAAAAAUAUUUUUGAAAUAUUUAAGCAUUAAGUGGGACAGAUGCUUAACAGUUAAAACGGAAUUCAGGCCAUACUGUCAACUUAGUAGCAACAAACUAUGUACUGAACUGGGGAGCUACUGGCAAGGCAAAAGUAUACUGGGAUAAGGUUUCCAAUCAGAGUUGGGAUCUAGUGUCCUCUAGUGGUGACUUUCCAGGGUAGCAUCCUAGAAAAAAGCUGCAUAGGAGAGAAUGAGGAGCUUUAUCACAAACUGGAACUGAGGGUGUGUCUGUGCAGCAAAUUUAACAUUUAAAUCUCAUGCACACUUACCUUGGAACAAGCUCCUUUAAAUACAGUGGCUCAAAAACCGGGCUUCAUACCACUGAUUUUAAAACUUGGUCUUCACAAGCUGGUGAGACUUGGAUUUCCUGGGAACUUUGGGAAUCAUAGUUUUGUGAAGGCACAAACUAGAACACUUUCCAGAGUUCCUUGGUAGACAGCUGUAACAAGCAGUUCGAACCUGGCUUGAAUGUUCAGUGGACAUGUGCCCUGGGUAUACACUCUGAAACUGUAUCAUGAGAGAACAUCCAGUAGCUCCUGGCAACUCUUUUAACAUUUUGUACUAUUACACUUAAAGGGGAUUUCUCAGCUCUUCAAUGAAACACUUUCACUGUACAUGUAUGAACAUUGGAAUCUGAACAUAUACCCUUGUUUAUCAGAUGUUUCAAGCACUUACCAUAUUUUUGUAUAAUAAACUGUUUUAGAUCAAACAAAUCAUAA
Messenger RNA from Hemicordylus capensis (graceful crag lizard), 4411 nucleotides. It is a transcript of the gene TGFBR2, whose product is annotated as transforming growth factor beta receptor 2. Bases 352 to 2034 code for a protein of 560 amino acids. Gene Ontology annotation, cellular component: signaling receptor complex; plasma membrane. The record is from RefSeq and is a predicted model, not a curated record. The transcript is spliced from 7 exons. Gene Ontology annotation, biological process: transforming growth factor beta receptor signaling pathway; protein phosphorylation; heart development. Gene Ontology annotation, molecular function: transforming growth factor beta receptor activity, type II; ATP binding; metal ion binding. NCBI's taxonomy places the organism in Eukaryota, Metazoa, Chordata, Lepidosauria, Squamata, Cordylidae.